GGAAGCUGCGCAUGCGUGUCCGAGCCUGGCGAGCCGAGGGCCGAAGAGUCCCUCCACGCGCAUGCGCGCCCAGCUCUGGCCAUGCGCGUGCUAGUGGGAGGUGGGACCGGCUUUGUGGGCGUAGCCUUGACCCAGCUGUUGAGGAGUCGAGGGCACGAAGUGACCCAUGUCUCUCGCCAUCCAGGGCCUGACCGGAUCAGCUGGGAUGAACUGUCCCGCUCUGGCCUGCCCCCUUGUGAUGCUGCGGUGAACUUGGCUGGUGAGAAUGUUCUCAACCCCCUUCGCAGGUGGGAUGAUGCCUUCCGCAGGGUUGUGGUCACCAGCCGGGUGGAGACCACCAAGACCUUGGCCAAGGCCAUCGCCGAGGCUGAGAGGCCACUCCGCGCCUGGGUCCUUGUCACCGGCGUAGGGUAUUACCGCCCAAGUCCCACGGCCGAGUACACCGAGGAGAGUCCCGGUGGUGACUUCGACUUCUUCUCGCGCCUGGUGAGCGCCUGGGAGGCAGCAGCUAAAAUCCCCGGGGACGGCACGCGCCAGGCGGUGGUGAGAUCCGGUGUGGUGCUGGGGAAGGGUGGAGGUGCCAUCUCCCAGAUGCUCUGGCCGUUCCGGCUGGGCCUGGGGGGCCCUGUGGGCUCCGGCCUCCAGCCCUUCCCAUGGAUCCACGUGCGGGAUGUGGCCGGUGUCGUGUGCCACGCCCUGGAGACGGAGGGUGUCCACGGGGUUCUCAACGGGGUCUCCCCAGCCUCAUCUGGCACCUCCAACGCCGACUUCGCCCGGGAGCUGGCCUCAGCCCUGGGGCGCCCGGCCCUGCUGCCCCUGCCGGGCUGGGCAGUGCGGGGUGUCUUCGGGUCUGAGCGGGCUGUCAUGCUGCUGGAGGGCCAGCGGGUGGCACCGAAACGCACUCUGGAGAGUGGCUACUGCUUCGUGUACCCCGACCUGCCCUCUGCCCUGCAGGACAUAGUGUCCUAAGCAGCUAUGGGGGGCUGAUCCCAGUGCCCCACGUGCGCCCCUGUUUUGGGGGGAUCACCCUCUAGAGACCCCUUAUCUCUGGCUCCUACAACCCAGCUCUGAGCGUCUCGGCUGUCUUAGCCUGAACUUUGUGGGGUCAUUCAUGAGCCCCCCCAAAUACUCCCCAGCCUCUUGCUGGGGCUUACCCUGUUCUUAGCCACCCCAGCCCCCUACUCCCUUCUGAGCCCCUCCAGAAAUCCUCUCUCCCAGUCCUUUGGGGGGUGGGGGGGUGCCCUACUGUGACCCCUCCUGCCCCACCCCCAUCUGUGCUGUGCUGACAGUGCGUUCAGGCUGUUUCCAAGCUCCUGGCCCUUUAUGGAGCUGGGGUUUUGCAGCACAGGCUGCUGGGAAUUGUAGUUUUUGGCUGCACUACAUCCCCCCGUAUACCGCCUUGUCCAGUUUGCAAUAAACUGCUGGUGGGUCAAUCACUGCUGUUUGGGGAAGGGGGGUGUCACUUGGUCAAUGGGGAUUCAGAGGCUGCACUGUGCUCAUACAGUCAGUGCUGUCCCCAGUGCCUGCAGCUCCCAAUAUAGUGGGAUAGACCAGGCAGGGAAUGGGAGCCAGGUAUCCAGGAGGAUAGUGCAGGGUGCUCAUCCUUAGGGGGGGUCUGACAGGUUGUAGGGCAGGGAGGGGGAAGGAGAGCGAGGAGUCUGGCAUGGCCGUGCAGGGUGCUUACGCUGAGGGGGCUCUGCAGGUCCCAGCACAAAGAUGGGAAUGGGAUCCAGGUGUCCGGGAGGGCAGUGCAGGGCCUUCACUGCUAGGGGGUCCCACAGUUCUUAGGGGAGGGAUGGGGAAGGUGCCUGGGAACAACCAUUGUGCUCGUGUACAAGCUGAGAGGGCUGAGUCAAGUGAAGACUAGGGCUGGCUGGGCUCUGGAGACCAGACAGUAGCUGCCUGGCCUGGGAUGUGGGUCUGGGUCCCCCAGCAUGGGGCAGUGUAGAUUAUUCCUGUGUGGGCAUAACUGCCUUCAUGCGUGCAGUUGUGCCGGUAUAACUGUAGAGGUGAAAUUGCCUCUCUGAUCCAAAUAGUUACACUGCUACUGACUCUGGCUGUAGUCCUGGCCUUCAUUUCACACCUCAGAAAACAAUGGAGGACUCCUGGAACGCUGCCUAUGUAAAAUACAUGCGUUGAUCUGUUGCUUUGGAAGACCUUGGCUGAUACCUCUUUGAACUGUCCCCUGGGGUCUCUCACCAUCCCUUGUGUGUUCCACUUUGCUUUUCCUGAUGGAAAUUUCUGUUGGCAUCAUUGUUUUGUGGAAAUUUUAUAUUCCAUAAAUCCCCAUUUUCCAUCAGGAAACCCUGGUUCAGUUUUUUUCCUCACUGUCUUAAUGCAACAAUAAGCCAUGGGGUAAAUAAUUAAAAACUUGGUUACUGCAGACAGGCUGCGUUCUCUAGAUCUCUGCAAACAUUCCCCCUGACAAAUGGGUGCUCCACUGUGCAUCAAGGGGACUGUAUAUGUAGUCCUGAGUUUACCCCCUGCCCCGGGCUGUAAUUAGACAUAGUCUGUCUCUUUUUGACUUUAGAAGAGAGCCAAAGCUCAAGGCCUUGUCAUUUGUUUCCACGAGGGGUAUUUUCUGGGAUGCGCUCUAGUUUAUUUCCAAAGAUGAUACAUCAGGUCCUGUUUCCCUGAACACAGCUGCAGACCGUGCUUCCGUUUGCUGGUCCAAACCAGCCUUUCCAGCUGGCACUUCUGUUACUGUCUGCUUGGCCUUCUCGCCUCCCCUUCUCCCUCGUGCACAGAUAAAACCUGUGUCACCAAGCAACGCCCUAGCCCCUGCCUUAGCUAUCCUGUCGUGGGAAAUCCAUUGAUCCACUUCUGCUCUAGCUUUUCCAUGGGCCUGUGUUUGAAUGCUACUGCUGUUGUUUCAGCCACCCGGCUGCAAUGGCUUCUUUACAUUGAUCCUGCAUGAAAGGGACCGGAACCGCCCCACCCAUCACUACAAGGUUUAAUAACAGGAUGAUUGAGGUGCUGGAGGAGCACUCAAGGAAGACAAGGCUAUUGCAAAGAAACUAAAUGAUUAUUUUGUAUUAGUCUUUAGAGGAUAUGAGGGAGAGUCCCACACCCGAGCCAGUCUUUUCAGGUGACAGAUCUGAGGAACUGUCCCAGAUUGAGAUGUCAUUAGAGGAGGUUUUGGAACAAAUUGAUAAAGUAAAGAGUAAUAAGUCACCAGGCAGGACCAGAAGGGA
Mauremys mutica (yellowpond turtle) is the source of this 3194-nucleotide messenger RNA. RefSeq names its product short chain dehydrogenase/reductase family 39U member 1 (gene SDR39U1). The coding region runs from base 82 to 969 and encodes 295 amino acids. NCBI's taxonomy places the organism in Eukaryota, Metazoa, Chordata, Testudines, Geoemydidae. The transcript is spliced from 6 exons. The record is from RefSeq and is a predicted model, not a curated record.